Jatropha curcas is the source of this 750-nucleotide messenger RNA. Its product is annotated as Ribosomal protein L14. The record is from RefSeq and is a predicted model, not a curated record. Gene Ontology annotation, molecular function: RNA binding; structural constituent of ribosome. Gene Ontology annotation, cellular component: cytosolic large ribosomal subunit; ribosome. Gene Ontology annotation, biological process: translation; ribosomal large subunit biogenesis. Lineage: Eukaryota; Viridiplantae; Streptophyta; Magnoliopsida; Malpighiales; Euphorbiaceae.
UCAAAUUAGUCCGACAAACGAAUUUCGGACGUGUACAGGAGAUGACUACCUAAGGAGAAAACCCUAGCUACUAACAUUAGUUUUUCUAAUCCCUUGUUGUGCUUAUACCAAGCGUCGCCUUUCUGCUGCGAUCGAUCCUCACUAAAUCGACCAAAAAUGCCGUUCAAGAGGUACGUGGAGAUUGGGAGAGUGGCGCUGGUUAACUACGGCAAGGAAUAUGGAAAGCUAGUCGUCAUUGUUGAUGUUAUCGAUCAAAACAGGGCUCUAGUUGAUGCUCCUGAUAUGGUUAGGAGCCAAAUGAACUUCAAGAGACUUUCACUCACUGAUAUCAAGAUUGACAUAAAAAGAGUUCCUAAGAAGAAAACUCUAAUUGACGCCAUGGAGAAAGCCGAUGUGAAGAACAGGUGGGAGAACAGUUCCUGGGGCAGGAAGUUGAUUGUGCAGAAGCGAAGGGCUUCACUUAAUGAUUUUGAUAGGUUCAAGAUCAUGUUGGCAAAGAUUAAGAGAGGAGGAAUCAUCAGGCAGGAGCUUGCAAAACUUAAAAAGGAGGCAGCUUAAACCUUUGCUUAUUUGUGAACUUGCCAAUUCUUUUCAUAAGCUCAAAAUCUGCCUUAAGAAUUUAGAUCCUUUGUAUUUUUCAUUUUAGCUAGCUGUGGAAACCAAUUAUCAUUGAUUUUGUUGGAGGGAGUUGAUAUUUAAUAGACCAUUUUUUUUACUGUUAGUGAUACUUGAAAGUUUUAAGUAUGACCA